AUGGCUUCAUCUAUGGAAGCACAAGAACGAGCGAAAUUGUACAAAUUUACUAAAAUUUUGGCUUUAAAAGUGGCACAGGUGGUUGUACAGAGCAGGCAAGGGAAGAAGAUUACUCAAGAAUGUAAUGAUAUAAAACCAUUAGAUAAUGGGUUAUCUUCAUCCCCAACUAACUUACAAUGGUUCAACUUGUCAAUCCCUGAUGAACCCGAUGUUAAUUGUGACACAAAAAAGGUUUUAAAUGGUGAAGUGGUUGCUGCCCUAUCGAAUGUGCUCUGCAUUGAAAUAUCUUUGAAAACCGCUGAAGGGGAUGAAAUGGUAUUGGAGAUGUGGACAGUGAAGAUGGCACCAGGAUGUGACCCUAAUAUGUCAUCUGUAUCGACAAUUUACUACCGCAUGAGCAUCAUGCUUAAGUCAACAUUGAGUAUUUCAAGAAUUACUCCUGCUUAUAAAAUGUCUCGUCUUCAAAAUAGAGAAUCCUAUAAGGUUUUCCAUAAAAUAUAUGGUGGUUCCCCCAAUACCACUCUAUUGGGUGAGCAAUUCAAAACCAUUAAAGUGAGUGAGCUUCGUACUUUGGUGGGCACUUUAGUGAUUGAAGUGAUGUAUAGGACGAAGAUGACUAUACUGCCAGAUAACAAACAACGGGUUAUUGACCAACAAAGUAUGCUCAAUAGUGAUGACAUUAUGGUCAAAAGCGACCACUUCCCUAUGGAGAGUCCCAGAAAACAUCACGACAAGAAAGAGGUAGAUUUAACGAAACCGUUGACAGCAGGCGCAUUUGUCGAUACUGAGAAGAUUAAAGAACUGCAUGUCACUUUGAACAAACAACUACCUCCCGAACCUCCUUUGAGGUGGCUGCUUGCAGAAAAAGAGAAAAUGGAAAAUAAAGCUAAUCGGGUGGGACCGGAGAAUAUGAACAUAAACAAGCCAGGCGUAAGCACCGAGUUGGCAAGCAGCAGUGUCCCGUACAUAGCCAGUAAGGCCAUUGAGAUGCCUAAGAAGAGCGAUCGAUACACCAGCUUAAUGGACUUCCCUUUCGCUGACGGCAGUCCCAUAACAGAGCUGGCAAAUUUCUAUCAAGAAUGUUUGCAGGCGAAGUCUGCUAGUGACGAGUGGACUGACAUCAUUGGCGAAGUAUCUGUGUCCACCGACUCCGAGUCAUUGUCCCAGCAACUCAAGAUGUACGAAGAUGCCGUGCCGGAGUUUGACAGCAUGGUAGCCUCAAUGUUCAGCAACUCUGACAACGGUUCCGACUCUUAAAUAUUUCAACAAGUUGCGACUCAUAACAUAGUUUUAUUGUCAAACGAAACCAAACAUUUUUUAUGGUAAGGUAUAACCAAUCGUACUGUAGAUGGGUUGGACUGACUGAAUACAGCUGUGCUGUUAUCCUUUUGCGCAAAACGAAGGACAAAGUCCUGUUAUCCUAGGAAAUAUUGGUAAACAUCGGAUAUCUUGAGAAUUACCAGGGGUAGUAUCACUGACCAAUCUUUGCAUUUGUAUUAUCCAAAGUGUGUCUUAGUUCGCCUUUCGAUCAUAGUCAAGAAUUGCGAUGUUCUAAUAGUAUCAUUCCCUGAAGCGUGUCUUUCUUACGUGGCCAUUAUGAUUACGCUAUGCAUACAUUAUAUUAUAAUAGCUUACUGCUACAGGUUAUUGAAUUGGCAUUUGCGAAUGUUGACAAUUUUCAGUUCCUAAAUAGUUUAACGUAACAUUUUUUUCAAGUACUUGUGCUUACGGUGUUUUCCACAAUUGCACUUUACUUAGAUUUGUUUACUUGUAAGCUCAAGAGCGUCUCAUGUUACUUACUAAGAACACAAGUUUUUGACAUUGCCAUAGUACGUUAGCAAAGGACCUGCUCAAAGUAUUUUUGCGUUCAGUUUAAAGAGACAUUUGCGAAUUCUAAACGGUAACGUUUGAUUAGCUUUCUGCAAACUCAAUAGUAGAAAAAAAAAACAAAACACCCACUGCUUUACAUGCAAAUAAUUACCCUAGUUCUAGUUGCGUAAUGAAUUUGAUUUUGACAUUGGUUUUGUAGUCAAAACAAAAUUUUGACCAGGUAUUUUACGAAAUUCUGACUUAAUAAAAUAUGAACGACUUAGAUAGUGUAGUAGUAAAAUUACGAAUGGUUAAUUGGUACCUUUAGGUAAAUAUUACCUUGUAUUGGGCUAUACGCAUGAAACUGUAACUGUAUGCUGCAGAGUAGUUAGUUUUUACAAAAAUUUAAAACAACAAGCCGAAACCCCAAAAAAAGAAAGUUUUUGCGUUUACGGCUCCAAAUACACUUUCUAACAUAGUACAUAUUCAUAACAUUCAUAAUGAUUCAAAUAUCAUCUUUUGAUACAAAUGAUAAUAAUACGGUCCAAUAGUUCUUUUCCGGGUGAUAUUGCUGGUAUUUUUUAAUUAGACCACAAUGAACAAAUAACUUUUCAGAAGAACAUAUUUGUUGUGUGUAUUGUUUGUUAUGUUACUGUAGUAGUUGUAAAGUGAUUUGUUGAUGUGUACUUUUUGAAUAGCCUCGAGUGUGCGGCAACACCCAGUGUCGUGGGUCGUUUCACUGUAAUGUUGAUUAAUGACUCGGUAUUUAUUUUCGCUCUGCAUUGGUCUCUUGACAAGUCGUCGUUCAGUUGCAGGUCAUCCCUAGCCUAACACAUAUUUACAAAAAAAUUAGGUUAAGUCUAUUGCGUACGUUAGAUUAAUAUCUAUUAUAUACAUAUUUGUUUAACUAUGAUUGAUUUAAAUUAUUUAAAACUUUUUUUAAGAUUUAUACUAUUUUUCUAGAC
Messenger RNA from Hyposmocoma kahamanoa, 2774 nucleotides. RefSeq names its product autophagy-related protein 13 homolog. The transcript is spliced from 6 exons. NCBI's taxonomy places the organism in Eukaryota, Metazoa, Arthropoda, Insecta, Lepidoptera, Cosmopterigidae. The record is from RefSeq and is a predicted model, not a curated record. Gene Ontology annotation, biological process: piecemeal microautophagy of the nucleus; mitophagy; protein localization to phagophore assembly site. Gene Ontology annotation, cellular component: Atg1/ULK1 kinase complex; extrinsic component of membrane; phagophore assembly site. The coding region runs from base 1 to 1257 and encodes 418 amino acids.